AACGCAUCACACAUUCUUACAUAAGUACUCAUUUUCUCUCUCCUCAAUUCCAUCUCCUCCGCCGCCGAAUGCUGCUACUGUCCCCGGCGACACUCUCGCCGCCGGUACUUACACCAACUCCACCGCCCUACAUUCUGAAACCCUAAACUCAAUACCCUUAUUUUGAUAUUUUCCCUCCCCUUAAACCUCAACAUCAACCGCUGUUAACAAUGCCGAUUCAAUCUGUACUCUUGCUUCUCUCCUCUCUUUUCUUCUUCUUCUUCUUCUUCUCCUCCACCAACGGCGCCGCUGACGACGCUGCUUCUCUUCUCGCUUUCAAAUCCGCCGUCUCUCGCGACAGCUCUAACCUCCUUUCGAGCUGGUCUUCGUCGACUCACCAUUGUAAAUGGCGCGGAAUCUCCUGUGAUUCUGUGAGUGGUAGAGUUGUUUCUGUGAAUCUCACAUUUUCGAAUGGAAAUGGGUCACCUGUUCUCGCCGGAACCCUAGAUUCUUCUGUCGGAAACUUGACGGAGCUUAGGGUUUUAUCGCUUCCGAACAAUGCAUUCUCCGGCGAGAUUCCUUCCAAAAUCGGAGAGUUGCGGCAUUUGGAGGUGGUUGAACUUCAGGGGAAUAAUUUCUCUGGGGGAAUCCCUAAUGAGAUAAGCAAUCUUUCUUCAUUUUCGCUUCGUUUGCUUAACUUGUCGUUUAAUUUUCUCACUGGGAAGGUUCCGGGCAGAUUAAUUGGUUCUGGGAGAAUUAGGGUCGUUGAUUUGUCUGAUAAUCAGCUUUCUGGUAAGAUUAAUGUAGGUCAUGAUUGUUUGUUCCUUGCGCAUUUGAAGCUUUCGAAUAAUUUUCUGGUUGGUAAUGUUCCUACUGAGAUUGGGAAAUGUUUGAAGUUGAGGACAUUGUUGCUUGAUGGGAAUAUCUUGGAAGGUAGUAUACCUCGAGAGAUUGGUCGACUUUCAGAACUUAGGGUGUUGGAUGUUUCUAGAAAUAGUCUUACAGAUAUGAUUCCUAGGGAGCUUGCAAAUUGCCGGAAGUUGGCUGUUCUCGUACUGACCAACUUGGUGGAGUAUAGUGAUGAUAGAUCAUUGGAUAUUUUUAGGGGCGAGUAUAAUGCAUUUGUGGGAGGGGUUCCUGAAGAGGUUUUUAUGAUUCCUGCUUUGCAGGUUUUCUGGGCACCUAGAGCAAAUAUUGGUGGUCGCUUGCCUAGGAAUUGGACUAAGUUUUGCUCCCUGAGAGCUCUUAAUUUGGGUCAGAACUAUAUAGAUGAUAUUAUACCUGAGGGUAUUGCAAUGUGUACAAAUUUGACUUUUUUGGAUUUAAGUUCAAAUGGUCUUUCUGGGAACUUUCCUACGCAGCUUCAAGUUUCAUGCAUGGUGUAUUUGAAUGUUAGUUGGAACUCGCUUUCUGGCUCUCUUCUACCGUUGCUCAAUCACAAUUGUGGUAGAGGCUUAAACUUGAAGGAGAAUGGUUUGUAUUCUCUCGAUGAAGAAGAUGCUCGAAGUGUUUACUUCCAUGUCUACAUGUGGGAUCCUCAAUUGAAUGGUCAACCUGAUGUGAAGUCAGAUGACAAGCUGGUGAUAAAACAUGAUUUUGGGUGUAAUAACUUCACUGGUUCGUUGCCUUUAUUUUCUUUGUCAAAUGGGUUGUUUGUUUCCAGUGGUAAUGUAUCAUAUGAACUUUUGUUGAAUGGUAAUGGCUUCAAUGGAUCUCUUCCUGGAAAGCUGUUAUCUGGUUGUCAAAACCUUCAUAGCGUUUCUGUGAAUCUGACCGCCAACCAUAUAUCUGGGGAGAUAUACCGGACACUGCUUCAAGAUUGUUUGGAGCUAACAAGUUUUGAAGUUGCGCAGAAUCAGAUGCAAGGGUCAAUUUCGUCAGGGAUCAGCAACUUGCAUAUGCUCAGUCAUCUUGAUUUAAGAGAAAAUCAGUUAACUGGGCCACUACCUAAGCAGUUGGGAGACUUGAAAACUCUGAAAUCACUAUUUCUUGGCGGGAACAACUUCACUGGGGGAAUUCCUCUACAUCUAGGUCAAUUGACUUCCCUUGAGGACUUGGAUCUCUCCAGAAAUAAUCUCAGAGGUCCAAUUCCUAGUGCAUUGGCAAAUGCAACCAAUAUAAAAGUUCUUUUGUUGGAUCACAAUGUGCUUACUGGUGACGUACCUUGGUCAUUCUCUUCCUUGUCCCAUCUUGUGGAGUUGGAUGUUUCAUUCAACAAUCUCACAGGUCAUAUUCCACACCUUCAAAAUAUAAGUGAUUGUGAAAGAUUCAGGGGGAAUAGGUUUCUGCAUUCAUGUCCUGAUCCAUAUUCUGUACCACCAGCUGGUCUGCCAGUUCCACUUGAAGUUGAGAAUGUGCACCAUCGAAGAAAAGUGAAAUCCUUAAUAAUUGCAGCAGUCAUUUCUGUGUCGGUUGUAGUUAGUGUUCUCCUGAUGAUAGUGCUUGGGCUUAUUUUUGGUAAAAAGAAGUUGGGGAGACUCACUUGUCUUAGAAGAAAAGUAGUUGUGACUUUUGCUGCUACCCCUGUUGAAUUGACUUAUGAUAAUGUAGUCAGUGCAACAGGAAAUUUCAGCAUUCGAAAUUUGAUUGGUACUGGUGGCUUUGGGUCAACUUACAAGGCUGAACUAGUCCCAGGUUAUCUUGUAGCUGUUAAAAGGUUGUCCAUAGGUAGAUUCCAAGGUAUCCAACAGUUUGAGGCAGAGAUUAAGACAUUAGGUAGAGUUAGACAUAAGAAUCUGGUUACCCUAAUUGGAUAUUAUGUAGGAGAUACUGAAAUGUUUUUGAUUUACAAUUAUCUUUCGGGGGGAAACCUCGAGACAUUUAUACAUGAUAGAUCAGCAAAAAAUGUCAAAUGGCCAGAAAUUUACAAGAUAACAGAUGAUGUAGCUCAUGCCCUUGCCUACCUUCACUAUUCAUGUGUUCCUCGAAUAGUUCAUAGGGAUAUCAAGCCUAGCAAUAUUCUGCUUGAUGAGGAGCUGAAUGCCUAUCUGUCUGACUUUGGGUUAGCUCGGUUGCUUGAAGUUUCUCAAACCCAUGCCACAACUGAUGUGGCAGGCACAUUUGGUUAUGUGGCACCAGAGUAUGCGAUUACAUGUAGGGUUUCAGACAAAGCUGAUGUUUACAGUUUUGGUGUUGUGCUUUUAGAGUUGAUGUCUGGGAAGAAGACUCUUGAUCCAUCAUUUUCCGAGUACGGUAAUGGGUUCAAUAUUGUUGGAUGGGCCAUGUUAUUGAUGGGCAAGGGGCGGUGUUCUGAGUUCUUUUACUCAGAAUUGUGGGAAUCAGGGCCUGAGGAGAACUUGUUGAAGAUGUUGCAGCUUGCAUUGUCAUGCACUGUGGAAUCACUUGCUAUUAGGCCGUCAAUGAAACAGGUUCUUGAGAAAUUGAAACAACUGAGUUCCUGAAGGAUGAUGUGAGUGUUAAAUAAUAACUUCAUAAGCAUCUUGGAAAAAAGCUUGUGACAGAUACGGUUAUUAAGAUAGCAUAUUCAAGCAUUGAAUUAUAGACAAGUUCAGCGGAAGGCAAGGGGGGAAUUUCAUAGUUUUGCCUUAAGAAGUAUUACAGCUCUCUAAAGUUGAUCUCUAUUUCUUCUAGCAUGCUCAGAUGAAUUUGACAAUUUUGGCCACGCUUAUAGGAUUUUCCGCCCAUGCCUAGCCAGGUUGAGCGAUCCCCAGCUUAAGCCUUUGCUUUCGUUGAACUAUCCCCAAAUUUUGAGAUUUCACUGGGGGGUCAUUCAGUGUACUAUUUCACAUCAAACGAGUAGGGAGUGGAGGAGAAAUUGAAGGCAAUGCGCUGUCAGCUUUGGUGAAAGUGAACAGGGAAACAACGGGUGAAACUGAUUCCAAGAUUAGCAGCUGCAUAGAUAAAAGAUGUCCAAGAGAAGCAUUGGUAGUGACUGUUGCAUGAUUAUGGCAUAGCACAUUCAAAAGACUUUCUGUCAUAUUAUGCACUAGUCUUCUCAAUGAAAAUCUGCAGUUUCCAAAAAGUUCCCUAUUUAUGAAUUAUGACAAUAUGCAUUGUACUAAGUAAAGGAAAACUCCUAAACUUGCUUACAGAAAAAUGUUGGCAUUUGAAUUA
Molecule: messenger RNA, 4053 nt
Organism: Spinacia oleracea (spinach)
Lineage: Eukaryota; Viridiplantae; Streptophyta; Magnoliopsida; Caryophyllales; Amaranthaceae
Product: LRR receptor-like serine/threonine-protein kinase RPK2
Exons: 4
Coding region: 210-3380 (1056 amino acids)
Biological process (GO): protein phosphorylation
Molecular function (GO): protein binding; ATP binding; protein kinase activity
Source: RefSeq, a predicted model, not a curated record